Molecule: messenger RNA, 1710 nt
Organism: Poecilia reticulata (guppy)
Lineage: Eukaryota; Metazoa; Chordata; Actinopteri; Cyprinodontiformes; Poeciliidae
Source: RefSeq, a predicted model, not a curated record
ACAGAGCUGAGCUGACAUCAGGAGGGGGCGGAGCAAUGGCACAGCAUAUAAAAAACCCUUCCCACACAGUCAUAAACGUYUUAUAAUCGGACAGAUCUCAGAUAAAGCAGAGAGGAUCUGCAUCCAUCCAUCCGUCCUGAUGGCUCCUGUUGAGGUGGAGAAUCCAGAUGUAGCCAAACCUACUGCCAAGACCAAAGUAGUUACAGGACUAGAGAGCAUUGCUCCUCUUAUCAGCACAGUAGAGGAAACCCCUGAACCAAUCACCACCACAGUUGAAGGCUCUAUCCCAUCCUGGAUCAAUGGUAAUUUCCUCCGGAAUGGACCAGGGAAGUUUGAGUUUGGAAAUACGCACUACAACCACUGGUUUGACGGGAUGGCCAUGCUUCACCAGUUUAAGAUAAAGAACGGCCAGGUGACGUAUAAGAGUCACUUCCUACAGAGCGAUGCCUACAAGAAGAACAGCGAGCGAGAUCGCAUCGUGAUGUCAGAGUUCGGUACACUGGCAGUGCCUGAUCCAUGUAAAAACUUCUUCCAGAGAUUUCUCUCUCGCUUUGAGAUGAUGGAACCUACAGAUAAUGCAAGUGUGAGCUUUGUGAAAUACAAGGGUGACUACUAUGUCAGCACCGAGACAAAUUUCAUGCACAAAGUGAACCCGGAAAACCUGGAAAUGUUGGAAAAGGUUGAUUGGAGCAAGUUCAUUGCUGUGAAUGGUGCUACUGCUCAUCCCCACUAUGACCCAGACGGCACCGCCUACAAUAUGGGCAACUCCUAUGGAAGCAGAGGAACACUGUACAACAUCAUCAAAGUCCCCCCUGAGAAAACAGAAAGCAAAGACACCCUGCAGGGAGCCAAAGUCCUUUGUUCAAUUGUUCCAGCAAACAAGUCCCAUCCCUCCUACUACCACAGCUUUGCCAUGUCUGAGAACUAUGUGGUUUUCAUCGAGCAGCCAAUUAAGAUGGACCUCCUGAAGAUAGUCACCUGCAAGAUCAGAGGAAAGGCUUUGAAUCAGGGAAUAUACUGGGAUCCAAAGCUGGAAACUGUUUUCCAUCUCGUUGACAAGCGUUCAGGAGAGGUCAUUCCCAUGAAGUAUCACACCAAAGCCAUCUCCACCUUCCAUCAGAUCAAUGCCUUCGAGGAGGACGGCUUCCUGAUGUUGGAUAUCUGCUGCUCAGAUGGCGGCCAGGCCAUCAGCAACUACCUCAUCCAGAACUUGCGCAAAUCAGGAGAGGCACUAGAUGAACUGUAUAACACCAGUGACAAGACUUUCCCACGGCGAUUUGUUCUUCCCCUAAAUGUGACCAGUUACACCCCAACAAACCAGAACUUGAACACUCGGCCUUCCAGCAAAGCAACAUGCGUCAAAAUCAGUGCCUACAAGGUUUUCUGCCAACACGAGGAUCUCCAUGGAGAUGACCUGCACGAGUAUGGUGGCCUGGAGUUUCCACAAAUCAACUACAGCAAAUUUAACACCAGACCGUAUCGUUACUUCUACGGCUGUGGCUUCGGACACAUGGUGGGAGAUUCCCUGCUCAAGAUGGACUUGAAGGACAAGACACUUAAGGUGUGCUCGUGUUGCUAAAUGUUCAUUUUGGAAGAUGCACCGUACGUACCAUCAACAACUGUAUGCUCCGACCAGGGUUCUGCAAUAUGUUGUUCCAUAAGCCUGCAGAACAAGCUAACAAUAGACAUGAUGAGUGUUACUUAAGGCAU